AUGGAGGCGUCGGACGCCGAGGGCGCCGCUGCUGGGGGCCAGACAGCAGGCGGGGCGAGCGAGGCGGCGGAAGGCGCAGGGCCGAGCCAGGCGCGCCCGGAUCCUGCGGCAGAAUCGGAUUCGGCGUCAUCCAGCGGCUACAGCACCCCCCGGGAGCUGUUCUACCCGCCAGAGCCUCCCGAAGUGGACGACCUCGGCCCGGCCGCUGCGGCGCUGUGGAUUGUUCAGUACGCGAACGAGUGCAUGGAACGCCAGGCGAAGUACUACGGCACCUGGAACAUGGCCGAGCACAUGGGCCCGAUGGAGCACGUGCGCGCUCUUGGCCCGAAGUACGAGAGACCCCCCCGGCCCGGGCGGAGCGGGAAGCGGCGGGCCACCCGGGCCGAGGCGAUCGCGAGGAAGUUGAUGCGGCAGAUGGAGGAGGAGGAGCGCGUACGCGACGAAAUGCCGACGGGUGCACCACAGGGCUGCAGUGACGGCGGGGAGGGGCGUGACGAGGAGCCGGCGCGCGGGGCCGGGGGGCUGGGCCCAGAGCGCGCGUCAGGGCGAGAGGACACGUCCGGAGCCCGGCCGACGUGA
Molecule: messenger RNA, 579 nt
Organism: Pedinophyceae sp. YPF-701
Lineage: Eukaryota; Viridiplantae; Chlorophyta; Pedinophyceae
Source: the annotation of a GenBank genome assembly